UUGUCCAAGUAUUCUUCAACUCGAUUUAAAUAUGAGUUUUAAAGAUAAAGUUGUUGUUGUUACUGGAGGCAGUUCAGGACUAGGAGCCGCUAUAGCAAUCGCAUUCGCUAAAGAAGGCGCUAAUGUUACCAUCGUUGGAAGAAAUGAAGAACACCUUCAAGAAAUUGCUAAAAAAUGCCGUAAUUCUGGUAAAGAUCCUCUCACAAUCAAAGCUGAUUUAAACAAUGAUAGUGAAGCAGAAAAAGUAAUAACAGAUACAAUAGAGAAAUUCACAAAACUAGACGUUCUGAUUAACUGCGCUGGUAUUCUAAGAAGAUGCACACUAGAAGGAGGUUUUAUAAAAACCUUUGAUGAAAUUAUAAGAAUCAAUCUUCGUGCAGCUGUUGUUCUAACUGAAUUGGCUACACCAUACCUCAUUGCUAGUAAAGGUAAUAUCAUAAAUAUAUCAAGUGUUGGAAGUACAGAGAUACCAAAUGCUGAAUACACCGCUAAUUGUGUUUCAAAAGCUGGUCUGGACCAUUUCACGCGUGGUGCAGCUAUAGAAUUAUCAAAGUAUGGAGUACGCGUUAAUGCUAUUUCACCUGGACCGGUUAAAACUAAUAUAUUUGCUAAUGCUGGGAUACAUUUGCCGUAUGAGGAAAUAGGGUUUAGGACGCUGCUCAAUCGUUGGGGAGAUCCAGAGGAGAUUGCUGAUUUGGCUCUGUUUAUGGCGAGCGAUAAGGCUAAAAGUGUGACUGGAUCUAUUUAUACGUCGGAUAAUGGUUAUUUGUUAGUGAAAUAUUAAACGUAAGCUGUACAUUAUGUUAACAUAGCAUUGUUUGUACCUAUAAAACUUAUUUAUUUGGACAAUAAUGUGUUCAUUUAAUUUAAUGCUCACAUUUUCAGUCUAUAUUAUCGUAUUAAAUAGGUUUCACAUGAAGCACAUUUAUAAAAUAAGCAGGAAUUCAUAUUUAGAAUUUAAAACAUUA
This is a messenger RNA of Colias croceus (clouded yellow), 968 nucleotides long. RefSeq names its product 2,5-dichloro-2,5-cyclohexadiene-1,4-diol dehydrogenase LinX-like. The record is from RefSeq and is a predicted model, not a curated record. NCBI's taxonomy places the organism in Eukaryota, Metazoa, Arthropoda, Insecta, Lepidoptera, Pieridae. The transcript has a single exon. The coding region runs from base 32 to 784 and encodes 250 amino acids.